GGCGGGCGGGGGACCAGGAGCAGCAGCAGGGCCAAGGAAGUGGUGGUGCUAGUGCUGCGGAGGGUAUUGUGGCAGCAGCAUGUCGCAGCGAUCGGGUGGUGGAGGCGCUGCUGGGCGCCUUUCAAGCACUGCUGGAGCGGUGCCCCCAGUCCGACACGGACUCCCCACCCCCUCCUUCCUCCUCCUCCUCCACAUCCUCCCCCCCGCCCGCCUCCUCCUACGAGCGGCAGCUAGCGGCGCUGCAGCACCUCGCCCCGCUGCUGCAGCUUCCCCGGGAGGCGGCUGCGGAGGAGCUGCACCUUGCCGUACAGCGCUGCCUCGCCACGGCGCUAGAGCCCCUAGCCGCUGCUGCUGCUGCAACAUCGGCCCCGCAAGCAGCUCCGGAGCAGAGCGACAUCAGCAGUAGCAGCAGCAGCAGGAGGGGAGCUGCUUGUGCUACCGUUGCCGCGCCGCUGUGUGGGGCUGAGGCGGUGUCGCUGGCUGGGUACCUGGUGCACUGCUGCCUGGAAGGGGCGGAGCGGGAGGUGCUGGCGGGGCACAAGGGCAGCAAGGCCCUGUGCGCCGCCUGCCUCACCUCCCUGCGGCUGCUGCUGGCCGCGCUGCCCCACCCGGACACGCUGGCGUUCUUCCUGCCGGGGGUGGUUUCGGGGCUGUCCAAGCAGCUCUUCGCGGCGGGCACCGCCAUCGGUCGCAGCGGGCCGAGUGCCCCGCCGGGCGCCUCCGCCACCGCACAGGCGUUGAUCUGCCUCUGCCAGGCCGCUGUCACUGUGCU
Messenger RNA from Astrephomene gubernaculifera, 772 nucleotides. NCBI's taxonomy places the organism in Eukaryota, Viridiplantae, Chlorophyta, Chlorophyceae, Chlamydomonadales, Astrephomenaceae. The record is from the annotation of a GenBank genome assembly.